GCACCCCACAGACAAGGCCCCGUCCAGCCUGGACUCCUCCUUCAGGACACCCGCUGCCUGUCCCUCCCUUCCACACCUUGGGAUGGGCUGGGCUCCACCAUAUGCUGCAGAUUUUCAGCCUUUUGAGGUGAUCAUGGUGGGGGCUGCACAAGAAAAGCUGAAUUCCCAGAGAGAGCAAAAGCGUAUCCCUGGGCCCCCAUGUGUCUGGGGGUCCUUAGCUCUAGUACCAGCACCAACCACUGCUGCUAGUGCCCAGAGCUAUCCUCUCGGGCAAACUUGCCCCUUGUGAGCGAGGAGAACCUGGGCUUUGGGGCAGAGUACCUAACACUGGCCUUGCUUGGAUGGAGGAGCAGAGACGCUGAUCAGAUGGCUAGGGAGGAGGAGGUGGCCAGUCCACCUGGACUCCUGAAGCUGCUCCCAGGAAAUCACUUGAGUCCGUGUGUUUCCCUUUUGUUCCUAGGGUGGGGGCCUCGUGGCCUUCUCUUCCCGAAAGCCCCACCUGAUCAUGUCCUGGGUAGGUAUCCAGCCCCCAUAGCCUAAGGCCUACUAGCUGCUAGGUCUUGAACUCCAGGGACACCCUUCCUUGGGAGCUUAGCAUGGGCUAAUUACUCCCCCAUCUGUUAAGUGGGGUCCUGUGACCUGGCCAGGGAAGAUGGGAUAAAGUAGUCAUGUGUCAUCGCAGACCCUUCAAAGAGGAGCCUUGCCACCCAAAGGCAGCUCAGAGGUAGAGACUAAGGCCUCAGGAGAAGCACCCACUAGAAUCCUCUCUGCCCCUCCCUUCCAGAUUAACCAAAACCUGCUAAUUGUGGCAGCCCUCGGCAGGCUCCCCUCCCCCACGGCCUCUUCCUCCCUUCCCUCCCCUCCCCUUUCCAUCCGAAUGAUAAAGGGCCCAGCCAGCCAGCCCCCACCCGGCCUCAGGCCCUGGCCCUGCCUCCCACACUGCCCCACUGCCCUGCACCCUCCACCAGGCCAGGCCCCUGCCCACAGUCUACCGUCCUGCAUGGGGCCCUGCAGCGGCUCCCGCCUGCGGCCCCCAGAGGAAGAGUCGCCCUCCCAGCCCCCCAAGAGGAGGAAAAAGAGGUACCUGCGACAUGACAAGCCCCCCUACACCUACUUGGCCAUGAUUGCCUUGGUGAUUCAGGCCGCACCCUCCCGCAGGCUGAAGCUGGCCCAGAUCAUCCGUCAGGUCCAGGCGGUGUUCCCUUUCUUCAGGGAAGACUACGAAGGCUGGAAAGACUCCAUUCGCCACAACCUUUCCUCCAACCGAUGCUUCCGCAAGGUGCCCAAGGACCCUGCGAAGCCCCAGGCCAAGGGUAACUUCUGGGCGGUCGACGUGAGCCUGAUCCCAGCCGAGGCGCUACGGCUGCAGAACACAGCCCUGUGCAGGCGCUGGCAGAACGGGGGUGCGAGAGGAGCCUUCGCCAAGGACCUGGGCCCCUACGUGUUGCAUGGCCGGCCCUAUCGGCCUCCCAGUCCUCCGCCGCCACCCAGCGAGGGCUUCAGCAUCAAGUCCCUGCUAGGGGUCUCCCGGGAGGGGGCACCCUGGCCGGGGCUAACUCCACAGAGCAGCCCAGUUCCUACAGGCAUGGAGAACAGUGGGGAAGAGGCCGUGCCCACCCCAUCCCUGCCCACCUCUGAGAGGCCUUUGUGGCCCCUCUGCCCCCUUCCGGGCCCCAUGAGAGUGGAGGGGGAGGCUUCCCAGGGGGGAGCCAUCGGGCCCUCCACCCUCUCUCCAGAGCCUAGGGCCUGGCCUUUCCACUUACUACAGGGCACCUCAGUUCCUGGGGGGCUGUCCAGUGGGGGACACAGGGCCUCCCUAUGGGGGCAGCUGCCUACCUCAUAUUUGCCUAUCUACACUCCCAAUGUGGUAAUGCCCUUGGCACCACCGCCCACCUCCUGUCCCCAGUGUCCGUCAACCAGCCCUGCCUACUGGGGUGUGACCCCUGAAACCCGAGGGCCCCCAGGGCUGCUCUGGGAUCUAGACACUCUCUUCCAGGGGGUGCCACCCAACAAAAGCAUCUAUGAUGUUUGGAUCAGCCAUCCUCGAGACCUGGCAGCCCCAGCCCCAGGCUGGCUGCUCUCUUGGUGCAGCCUGUGAGGCUCCUGAGGCAGGGGCUACUCCUCCCUCCUGCUCCCAUCCCCGGCUUGUUGACAGGGAGCCAAGGCCAGUGGGGUGUCUGCGACCACGGCAGCCCCAAAACACCAGGCAGCAGCCUUGUUGGGAGUCCACGGUGUUUAUUGGACUACCUGAUGCGUGGCCGUGGCCCACCUGGGCACAGCCCUCGCCCUGGUCAGUCAUGCCUCUUUCCUUACACCCAGAGGCAAAGCUGGAGGGGCAGGGCUGAGCCUGGAAUAGCCCUUCCUAGUUUCCUCUUCUCAGCCCACCACCCAUCCAUCCGUCUCCAGCCAUCACCUCCCCUCCCUCCCUUGCUCCAGGCUGGGGGAGGGAGAGCCUAAUGGUGGAUCCAGCCUGAAGUCCUGCCCUCUCUCAUCUGUCUGGGAAGGAGGUAGCACCUUUUUCAGGAAAGGGGUUAGGGAGUAAAAAGACUGGACCCUACGUGAUCCUGGUGGUGGGGAAGAUAACAGUAAAGGAAUUUGCAACGUUUUAA
Sapajus apella (tufted capuchin) is the source of this 2609-nucleotide messenger RNA. RefSeq names its product forkhead box H1 (gene FOXH1). Gene Ontology annotation, molecular function: DNA-binding transcription factor activity; sequence-specific DNA binding. Lineage: Eukaryota; Metazoa; Chordata; Mammalia; Primates; Cebidae. Bases 878 to 2098 code for a protein of 406 amino acids. The record is from RefSeq and is a predicted model, not a curated record. The transcript has 3 exons. Gene Ontology annotation, biological process: regulation of DNA-templated transcription.